Thermochaetoides thermophila DSM 1495 is the source of this 597-nucleotide messenger RNA. RefSeq lists its product as uncharacterized. The record is from RefSeq and is a predicted model, not a curated record. NCBI's taxonomy places the organism in Eukaryota, Fungi, Ascomycota, Sordariomycetes, Sordariales, Chaetomiaceae. The transcript has a single exon. Bases 1 to 597 code for a protein of 198 amino acids.
AUGCUCCUCUUCGAGACGACCGAAGGAGUCAUUGAAGUCCUCUGGGACAUCGCCCUGGCCUUCUUUGCCUUCCGUCUCGCCCUCAUCUACGGCGGCCUUAUCCUCGCGAGCUACUUUCUCUUCGCCUAUCUGGCCUAUGCCCCCUCCUCUCUGCUGCCCAGUCUGCAUCUCCCCCGCUAUUUGUCUGCCAUAGUGCCUGCUGGCCCGGGGGCAGAAACUUCUACUAUUUCUCCCCUCCCGCUCCUCCUUCUCGCAACCGCCCUCGCCGCGCGCAUCACAAUCGCCCACUACGAGGUGCCUCGCUCUCUGACCUUCCGCUUGGCUGUCGGCGUGCUGGCUGCCGUGCUUGUGCUGCUGACUGAGGGUAUCGGAAAGCUUGUUGCAGUGGAGUUUGGGCAGGACAAGCCGACAAUGACCAUUCUGCUGAGCCUGGGGCUUGGCAUGGGCACCUGGGAAAGGAUGGGUGCUGGGUUAGUGAGUGUUGCGGGCAUGCCAGUUGCCGAAAUGUGGAUAGAGAAGUGGACAGAAGGGGGGAAGAGGAAGGGUAAAAGAGAUAUGCAAGCAGGUCUUGAUAAUCGGAGACAAGAUGCACUGUAG